Molecule: messenger RNA, 613 nt
Organism: Malus domestica (apple)
Lineage: Eukaryota; Viridiplantae; Streptophyta; Magnoliopsida; Rosales; Rosaceae
Product: large ribosomal subunit protein P2y-like
Biological process (GO): cytoplasmic translational elongation
Cellular component (GO): ribosome; cytosolic large ribosomal subunit
Molecular function (GO): structural constituent of ribosome
Source: RefSeq, a predicted model, not a curated record
UAUAUAUAAGUAGUAGAGAUUCAUAGGUAUUGUUAUUGAUAAAUUUUGAGGUUGUCAGGCAGAAAUGAAGGUGAUAGCUGCAUACUUGUUGGCUGUUUUGGGGGGCAAGAACACCCCUUCUGCCAAUGAUCUGAAGGACAUCCUUGCCUCCGUUGGAGCCGAGGCCGAUGAUGACAGGAUUCAACUUCUGUUUUCUGAAAUCGAGGGUAAGGACAUCACAAAGCUAAUUGCGUCUGGGCGGGAAAAGUUGGCCUCCGUACCGGCUGGUGGUGGUGCUGCUGUUGCAGUGGCUGCCACUGCUGUUGGUGGUGGUGGUGGUGGUGCCGCUGCUCCUGCUGCAGCUGAGGCCAAGAAAGAGGCAAAGGUCGAGGAGAAAGAGGAAUCCGAUGAGGACAUGGGCUUGAGUCUCUUCGAUUAGAGUGGUCGGAGAGCUUACAUCCCGGGAAAACUGUUUUUCUUAUUCUAGUUAAGUAGUGAUUUUCCCUGAAUGUAUAGCUGGUAGAAGAUUUGAUCGAUGACAAUCUAAUAAUUAAGUGGUUGGUUAUGGAAUCGUGGAGGAUUUGAAUCUUUUCUAUCAAAGUUUUUAUGAAUCUUUUAUCGUAACGGAAACUGA